UAUAAAUAUAGAACAGCUCUUUGGUGAUUCGUGUUAAGUUUUCACCAUGGAAACAUUUAGGAGGAUUGCCUUCUCAUUGGCAUUGUUUUCAACACUCAGUUUGGUGGGUGCAGAGGAUGCCGAUUGUUCUGAGGAACAAAGUUUCAGAAACAAGAAUGAAGCUCUCCACCUCAAGCUUGGGGCAAUUGCCUCUAUUUUGGUAGGGGGCACAAUAGGCGUAUGCUUGCCUAUCUGGGGGAAGACUAUUAGUGCUUUAAGGCCAGAUAAGGACAUCUUUCUUAUCAUCAAGUCUUUUGCAGCAGGUGUUAUUGUGGCAACGGGUUUUGUUCAUAUCCUUCCUGAUGCCUUUGAGAGUCUGGGUAAUCCUUGCUUGAAGGGAGAUGCUUGGGAAAAGUUCCCGUUUGCUGGGUUUACAGCUAUGAUGGGGUCUGUUGUCAGUCUUAUGGUAGAUGCCAUGGCCACUGGAUAUUAUCAACGAGACCACCUUAAGAAACAUCAAUCUACGGUUGGUGUACCACUCGCAGAUAUGUCUAGCUCACAAGUUGAGAACAUAGGGCAGGUGGAACUUCAGAGUCAUCUUCAUACGCAUGGCGGCACCCUUGCAUAUGAUUCAACCGCGGAAGGCUCUGCUUCAUCAUUGCUUCGCCACCGCGUUAUUUCUCAGGUAUUAGAGCUUGGAAUAGUGACCCACUCAGUGAUAAUUGGGAUAUCGUUAGGGGCAUCUGAGAAUCCAUCCACCAUACGCCCUCUAAUUGCAGCUUUGACAUUUCAUCAGUUUUUUGAAGGAAUGGGUCUUGGAGGAUGCAUAGUUCAGGCGAGGUUCAAGAGCAGAUCGACAGCGCUAAUGGCGUUCUUCUUUUCUAUAACUACACCGUUUGGAAUUGCAGUGGGGAUCGCAAUUUCAUCGACAUAUAAUGAAAAUAGUCCAACAGCUCUAAUUGUUGAGGGGAUGUUCAACUCGGUCUCUGCAGGAAUUCUGAUAUAUAUGGCAUUAGUGGAUCUUCUUGCAGCAGAUUUCCUUGGGCCACGAAUGCAGAGCAAAGUGGGGCUUCAACUGUGGUCUUAUGCUUCUCUUUUUUUAGGAAUCGGUGCCAUGUCUUUGAUGGCCAAAUGGGCUUAAUUUAGUUAAAUCAAGAUAUUAUGUUAUAAUAAACAGUAAUGUUGUCAUUAAUCCGUCACUUUUCACCAAAUCGGUGUGUCCAAACAAGCAAUAUCUGAUCAUCUGUUGGAUCAGAUUAGUUUCUAGCUAUUUUGUAUAAGGAUCCAAUGGCUGCUAUCUUAAUCGGUUUAAACCUCCUCUGCUUAAAGAUUAAGUCGUUUUUUUUCAAAUUUCAAUGCCAAAAAAAGUGAGUUUGAAACCGUGA
Cryptomeria japonica (Japanese cedar) is the source of this 1364-nucleotide messenger RNA. RefSeq names its product zinc transporter 8. The transcript has 3 exons. The record is from RefSeq and is a predicted model, not a curated record. Bases 47 to 1120 code for a protein of 357 amino acids. Lineage: Eukaryota; Viridiplantae; Streptophyta; Pinopsida; Cupressales; Cupressaceae. Gene Ontology annotation, cellular component: plasma membrane. Gene Ontology annotation, biological process: zinc ion transmembrane transport. Gene Ontology annotation, molecular function: zinc ion transmembrane transporter activity.